ACUGAAAUCAACGAAUCAGAACUCGGAGAAGAGAAGAAGAAGAAGAAGAAGAAGAAGAAGAGACAGAACUCGCAACUCGCAACUCGGAACACAUCGAUCGAAGAAGACGGCGGCUCUGAGAUCGAAAUUCUUUCUGGGGCUUCGCUCUGGAUAGUCCAACAGAGCGAAUCGUGGCUCCUUCAGGGUCACAGAGCCUCUCUCGAAGGAACCCCUCUUCUUCUACCUCUUCCUCACCACAAUCCCUAGUUUCUAGGCCGACUAAGAUUGAUCACAGAGGAACAUCACAACCUUCUCAGUCCGAUCUCCAUUUUUGGCAGCAGAACUGGUUCAUUGGCUUGCUCUUCUUCAUGGCGAUCUCCUUCUUUGCUCUCGCUUUCUUUCUAUACCUCGGCCUUAAAUUGGAUCAGAGCUCUCCUUUUCCCGCUUCGGCCGCCGCAUCCGAAGGUGUUGAGAUUACGUAUGGGGCGGUGCUUAAGUUGAUGCAUGAGAAGACGAAAUUCCGGCUGCAUUCACAUGAUGUGCCUUACGGCUCCGGAAGUGGACAGCAGUCAGUGACUGGUUUUCCUAACGUUGAUGACUCCAAUAGCUACUGGAUUGCUAAGCCAGUGCUGGACUCAUCUGCCAAACAAGGUGAUAGAAUCAAAGGUGGAACUAUUAUCAGGUUGCAGCAUAUGAAGACACGGAAAUGGCUGCACAGCCAUUUGCACGCAUCUCCAAUAUCAGGCAACCUGGAGGUGAGCUGCUUUGGAGGAGAAGAUGAAUCUGAUGCUGGGGAUUAUUGGAGGCUUGAGAUUGAGGGGGGUGGGAAAACAUGGAAGCAAAACCAGAGGAUCAGGCUUCAGCAUGUGGAAACUGGUGGUUAUCUACAGAGUCACAACAAGAAAUAUCAAAGAAUAGCUGGAGGUCAACAGGAGGUUUGUGGUGUUCGAGACAAACGUCCUGACAAUGUUUGGUUGGCAGCCGAAGGGGUAUACCUUCCGGUCACUGAAACAGAGUAGUUUCAGCCGUUCUGCUCUCAUUAACACUGAAAAACAGAUGGUAGAUGACAGUUUUUCUGGUGGUGGGUAGUGGUGAAAGCAUAGUUCCUUCGAGCAAAAGAAUCAAAUUGUUAAAAGCAUGUAAUUAGCUAUGUUUGACAGGUUCCAUCAAUUGAUUUAUUUGUCAAGAACCCCAGUUUUGAUCUUUAGGGGAAUGACCACUCGGCGUAGGGUUCGAGCAACUCCUGCACCCAUCUUUCAGUAGAUUUUGUAGAACAAACGUGUAUGGUCCUUGCAUCUGACUUUCAUUACUUUUUACUGCAUGGGCGUGUUUUUUCUGGUAA
Messenger RNA from Macadamia integrifolia, 1321 nucleotides. Its product is annotated as stromal cell-derived factor 2-like protein. NCBI's taxonomy places the organism in Eukaryota, Viridiplantae, Streptophyta, Magnoliopsida, Proteales, Proteaceae. The record is from RefSeq and is a predicted model, not a curated record. The coding region runs from base 348 to 998 and encodes 216 amino acids. The transcript has 6 exons.